Messenger RNA from Annulohypoxylon maeteangense, 1773 nucleotides. Its product is annotated as longevity assurance proteins LAG1/LAC1. Gene Ontology annotation, cellular component: membrane. Gene Ontology annotation, biological process: ceramide biosynthetic process. Gene Ontology annotation, molecular function: sphingosine N-acyltransferase activity. Bases 416 to 1684 code for a protein of 422 amino acids. The transcript is spliced from 2 exons. NCBI's taxonomy places the organism in Eukaryota, Fungi, Ascomycota, Sordariomycetes, Xylariales, Hypoxylaceae. The record is from RefSeq and is a predicted model, not a curated record.
UCAUCAGGUAAUUUCGAAAUAAGAAUCCUAGAAUACAGAUAGACGAUGCGGCACAGCGGAUUAAAUUGGAAACCCGUCAUCUCUCCAGCAAUGAAAAGUUAAGAAUGAAUUGACUAGGGGAAGCCAAUCGGAAAGGAUGGAACACAAGGACGCUCUCCGCGGACACCGAUCCGGCCUCGGUUCGGAUUCGAAGAUAUGGGAUUUCCUGAAGAAGUUAAUAUUGUUAAUAGGUUUUGAACGAUUGGAACAUUCAAAUAAGUAGCUGCUAAGAACCUAAGAAUCUAUUUCAAUUGGUUCUAGGAACACCUUGGUGUUUCUCUAGCUGUCUUACUGUCCAGUCCAGAGCUACCGACAUAGCUAGGUACCUAAGACAUCGACAACCCCAUACAUCUCCACCUUUUAAGCAUCCCAUACGAUGGCGACCUCUAAGGAUUCUUCGCUCUUAAAUAUACUCGACGACCGGUUGCACAUACCUGUGGAAAAUGGAAUAUCGCAUUCGCAUCCCCGAAGGAAACCGAGUCACGAUAUCACUCGCGCGUCUAAGCGAACUCAUAAGAAAAUAUUUUCUAAACGCAAGAGAAAUAGAUCUCUUCUACGACGUACAUGGACUUUGCCGUUUGGCCUUGUACUCAUAGUCCUCCUCUUAUACAUGAUUAGCCCAACCGAGUCCAAUAUCUUCCACCAUUUUCUCUUCCUUUCAUAUAGGUUAGAGGAUGAUGUGAGCACCAUGCAAUAUGGCAAAGGUCCCUGGGACUUCGCUUUUGUAUGCUUCUACACGGUUGUCUUAACCUUUGCGCGCGAGUUUCUUAUGCAAGAGAUAUUGCGCCCUCUUGCCCGUUUUUGUGGUAUCAAAUCACGAAGCAAGCAGUCCCGUUUCCUAGAGCAGAUGUACGUGGUUGUCUACGUUGCUUUCAUGGGACCCUUUGGGCUGUACUGUAUGAAACAGACACCGGUAUGGUACUUCAACACUCGGGGCAUGUACGAGUUCUUUCCGCACAGGACGCAUGACGCGGAAUUGAAGUUCUACUACCUAUUCCAGGCUGCUUUUUGGUCGCAACAAGCCCUAGUCAUGUUGCUAGGUAUGGAGGAGAAGCGUAAAGACUAUCAGGAACUUGUGGCGCAUCACUUCGUGACCAUAGCUCUUAUUGGCCUCAGCUAUCGGUUUCAUUUUACGUAUAUGGGUAUCGCCGUCUACAUUAGUCAUGACAUUAGUGACUUCUUCCUCGCUAUGUCAAAGUCAUUAAACUACAUUGGUAGCCCCUUACAAGGCCCAUCAUUCGGGUUUUGCAUAGUUAUGUGGACUUACCUUCGCCAUUAUAUAAAUCUACGCAUCCUCUACUCCAUUCUUACCGAGUUCAGCACCGUUGGGCCGUACGGAAUAGAUUGGGAAACGCAGCAGUACAAAGGCUUAAUUUCCCAGACCAUCACGUUCGUGCUACUAGCAGCGCUUCAGCUCCUCAACCUGUUUUGGCUUUACUGCUUGUUACGGAACGCCUACCGCUUCAUCUUUCUGGGUAUCGCGAAAGACGAUCGGUCUGAGGAUGAAGAGCCAGAACAUGACACCAAGGAACCUCGGAUAGAGAAUAAUGAUAAAAUAGGCGAGAUGUCCUCGUCGAAGAGUACUGAGACUCAUGGGUUAGCUGUGAAAAGGAGGGGCACUGCAAAGAAGCACUCUGCUUUAUGACCGUCACUAAUUUUAUCCGUAAUGUCGACUUUACGUGAGAGCCUUAAUAACCUUUGACACCUGUCCUUUUAGUAAUAUUAAUACAGAAC